AAAGCGGCUGUUGUUGGGAGGCCACGUUCCCCCCUCAAUACCGGAAGGUGACAUUGGGGAACGGGCGGGCGGCUCGGCCGGUGGCGUCAUGCUCGGGGCUCUGGGCCGCACCGGCGGCGGCCUGGUCCGGGUGCUCCGCGCCAGAGACGUGAGGGGAGCGGCCGGGCUCCGCCGCGCGGGCGGCGGGGUGCACAUCGAGCCCCACUACCGGCAGUUCCCGGGGCUGACCCGCCGGCAGGUGAUCCACGGCGAGAUCCUCAGCGGCUUCAUGUGGUUCUGGAUCCUGUGGCACUUCUGGCACGACCCGGACGCGGUGCUGGGUCACUUUCCUUACCCAGAUGCUUCGAAAUGGACAGAUGAGGAAUUGGGGAUUCCUCCUGAUGAUGAAGAAUAGAUUGGUAGCUGGAGCUGUCAAUGUGUCUGGUGGUGGGAUCUCUGAAGAAGUUGAAGCUUUGGCUCUCGUAUAACUGUUUCAGCAAAUCCACAUUGUAAAUAAAAACUCAAGUUACAAACUUG
This is a messenger RNA of Mauremys reevesii (Reeves's turtle), 516 nucleotides long. RefSeq names its product NADH:ubiquinone oxidoreductase subunit B2 (gene NDUFB2). Bases 89 to 394 code for a protein of 101 amino acids. The transcript has 4 exons. Lineage: Eukaryota; Metazoa; Chordata; Testudines; Geoemydidae. Gene Ontology annotation, cellular component: mitochondrial inner membrane. The record is from RefSeq and is a predicted model, not a curated record.